GGCGGACAAGCAUGCUCUCUUGUACUCUCCGCGCUGUACGGCUUCAUCUGGCGUGUUCUCUCACUAGGAAAGGACAGCAAAAUAAGAAGCGGCUCAUCUGCAUGGGUCCACAUUCCCCCAAGACGACCUGUGAAGUGGUUGAGUUGGCGCAUUUCUGUGGCAAAUCUCGACGACAGCAGCAGCAGAGAGGACUGUCCACUGUACUCCACUCUCAGUCGCUCGCCUGAUCACCAGCAGUGCUUACCCCUUUGAGUUUGCGAUCGUUAAGCCCGCGAAGAAGACCGUGGCACACGAUCAUCCCAAAAAGCUGUUUACUGUGGAACACAUUCUGCAGACGAUAAAAAAAGUGAAAGACAGAUAUUUAGACGCCCGAGUGUCAAGGUCAAAACGGCUGCACGGUGUGGUGUAAAAUAGUGCUAGCGAAGAUCAAUUGGAUUAAUUGAUAGGUUUCGCUCGUCGCAAUGGCUCCAACGAACAUCGGAAAAGAAUCGGCCACGCUUGCGGAAUUGUUCGACGAAAAAGCGUCGCUUACGUUUUUCGUGAAUGGCAAGAAGAUCAUCGACGAGAGUCCCGAUCCGGAGUGUACGCUGCUGGUGUAUUUGCGCGAAAAAUUGCGCCUCUGCGGCACGAAGCUAGGAUGCGCGGAAGGUGGAUGCGGAGCCUGCACGGUUAUGGUAUCGAAGGUUGAUCGCAAAACGGGAAAGUUGCAGCACCUGGCGGUUAAUGCAUGCCUUACGCCCGUUUGUGCCGUGCAUGGUAUGGCCGUUACCACUGUAGAGGGCAUCGGCAGUACUCGUACCCGGUUGCAUCCGGUUCAGGAGCGCAUCGCGAAGGCUCACGGGUCGCAGUGUGGUUUCUGUACGCCCGGUAUCGUCAUGUCGAUGUACGCGCUGCUGCGCAGCUCUCCCGUACCAUCGAUGAAGCAGCUGGAGGUAGCUUUCCAAGGGAACCUUUGCCGUUGCACAGGCUAUCGUCCAAUUUUGGAAGGAUACAAAACGUUCACGAAGGAAGGAGUUGCCACGGCCUGUGGCUUAGGUGAAAAGUGCUGCCGUAAUGGAAAAGCCAAUGGAAACGGCAGCGAAUCCGGUUGUGGGGCGCAAGUUGAAAGUACACUGUUUGAACGCGGUGACUUCACGCCUUAUGACGCCACGCAGGAACCAAUUUUUCCACCAGAACUGAAGCUUUCCAACGGGCUGGAUGCUAAUUCGUUUGUCUUCCGAUCCUCACGCACUGCCUGGUACCGACCGACGAAGCUGACCGAUCUGCUGAUGCUGAAGAAGGAAUUCCCCAAUACCAAGAUCGUUGUGGGCAAUACGGAAGUUGGUGUGGAGGUGAAAUUCAAGCACUUUGAGUAUCCCGUUUUGGCUAAUCCCAUCCAGAUCCAGGAGUUGACGACCAUCGAAGUCAGUGAGGCCGGAUUAAAGGUUGGCUCGGCGGUUACCUUGAUGGAAAUGGAGCAGGCCCUUCGGCAGGAAAUCGACACACAGCCUGAACCAACGACGCGUUUGUUCCGGGCCAUUGUCGACAUGCUGCACUGGUUCGCGGGAAAGCAGAUUCGUAAUGUGGCCUCGGUUGGUGGCAACAUUAUGACUGGUAGUCCGAUUUCCGAUCUUAAUCCCAUUUUCACGGCGGCUGCGGUUGCACUGGAGGUCGCAAGCAUUGAUGGCGGUGUCCGGACGGUUCACAUGGGAGAAGGGUUUUUCACCGGCUAUCGCAGGAAUGUGAUCAAACCGGAUGAAGUUCUUCUCUCGGUGUUCAUUCCGCGCACAACGAUAGACCAACACUUCAUUGCGCACAAGCAAGCCAAACGACGGGACGACGAUAUUGCGAUCGUUAAUGGUGCCUUUAAUGUUCGUUUCCACCCUGGAACGGAUGUGGUCGAGGAGAUUCACCUGGCUUUUGGUGGGAUGGCACCAAUCACCGUACUUGCCACGCGUACGGCUAAUGCAUUGAAAGGGCGAUCGUGGGAUAGCAAGCUGGUGGAGUGUUGUAACGAUCUCUUGAUCGAGGAGCUACCCCUCAGCGCAUCUGCACCGGGCGGUAUGAUACUCUACCGGCGAUCGCUAACACUCAGCCUUUUCUUUAAAGCAUAUCUGGCCAUUGCUCAAGCACUCGAUAAAACAUCUAUCAAAGGACGCACUCCGAUUGCGGAUCGUGAAAAAAGCGGAGCGGACACGUUUCAUACACUUCCUCCGAAGAGUACCCAGCUGUUCGAAAAGGUUUCUCCAGAUCAACCGGCCACCGAUCCGAUUCAUCGUCCGCAGGUUCAUGCAUCCGCGUACAAGCAGGCCACCGGUGAAGCGGUCUAUUGUGAUGACAUUCCAAAGUUUUCCAACGAAUUGUACCUGGCCUUCGUGUACAGCUCCAAGGCACACGCGAAGAUCGUAUCAAUCGAUCCAUCGGAAGCGUUGCGUGAACCGGGAGUGCAUCGGUUCUUCAGUGCGGAUGAUCUAACGGAGGAGCAGAAUAAGGCCGGGCCCGUAUUCCACGAUGAGUUUGUCUUUGCCAAGGAGGUAGUAACAACGCAAGGCCAAAUUCUGGGAGCCAUCGUCGCUGACAGUCAAACUAUCGCACAACGUGCCUCCAGGAAGGUCAAGAUUGCUUACGAGGAACUGCACCCCGUGAUCGUUACCAUCGAAGAUGCGAUUGCCCAGGAAUCAUUCUACCCUGGCUUCCCACGAACGAUCGUAAGAGGCGAGGAUAUUGAGCAAGCUUUGGCGAAGGCCGACAUCGUCGUGGAAGGUGACUGCCGAUUGGGGGGCCAAGAGCACUUCUACCUCGAAACACAAGCUUGCCUUGCCAUUCCGAAGGAAACGGAUGAGCUGGAAGUGAUAAGUAGCACACAGCAUCCCACCGAGAUCCAGAUGCACGUGGCGCAUGCGCUUGGCAUUCCAGCAUCGAAGGUAGUGUCACGCGUGAAACGGCUUGGCGGUGGGUUCGGUGGUAAAGAAUCACGUGCAGCGAUCGUUGCCAUACCGGUCGCUCUGGCAGCGUAUCGCCUCGGAAGGCCAGUUCGUUGUAUGCUCGAUCGAGAUGAAGAUAUGGCCAUCUCCGGUACGCGCCAUCCGUUCUACUUCCACUACAAGGUAGGAGUCGGUAAGGAUGGCAAACUGGUUGCUGGAGAUUUCCGGUCCUACAACAACGGCGGCCAUUCGAUGGACCUUUCGUUUGCAGUGCUCGAACGAUCACUAUUUCACAUUUCGAACGCUUACCGCAUACCGAACGUUCGAGUGCGUGGUUGGGUUUGCAAAACGAACCUUCCCUCAAACACCGCUUUCCGUGGAUUCGGAGGACCUCAAGGAAUGAUGGCCGCCGAAACGAUGAUGCGCCACGUGGCGCGCAUUCUCGGGCGCGAUUAUGUCGAGCUGGUUGAGCUGAAUCUGUACAAGGAGGGCGAUGUGACGCAUUACAACCAAAUAGUAGAGGGCUGCAACGUGAGCAAGUGUUGGGAUGAGGUGCUACAUACGGCCAAAUUCCAGGAACGCCGGGAAGCGGUCGAACAAUUCAACAAGCAGCAUCGUUGGCGUAAACGGGGCAUUCACGCCGUACCGACAAUGUUCGGUAUUGCGUUCACUGUGUUACAUCUUAACCAAAGUGGUGCCCUGCUGCACGUGUACCAGGAUGGUACUGUGCUUCUGACCCACGGUGGUACGGAAAUGGGACAGGGCUUGCACACAAAAAUGAUGCAGAUUGCUGCCAAAGUGCUCGGCAUACCAUUUGACCGCAUUCAUGUCUCGGAAACGGCAACGGAUAAGGUGCCAAACACUUCGGCCACUGCGGCUAGUGCCGGUUCCGAUUUGAAUGGUACUGCAGUGCUGAAUGCGUGUCAAACGAUCGUCCAGCGUCUGGAACCAUUCCGUAAGCAGUACCCGGACAAAGAUUGGGACUUCUGGGUUAGCAAGGCAUACUUUAGUCGCGUUUCACUGUCAGCUACCGGGUUUUAUGCUACGCCUGAGCUUGGGUACGAUUUUGGCACCAACUCGGGGAAAGCCUUCAACUACUACACAUACGGAGCGGCAUGUUCCGAGGUGGAAAUUGAUUGCCUCACCGGUGACCAUCAAGUGCUGCGAACGGACAUCGUGAUGGAUUUGGGAUCCAGCCUUAACCCAGCCAUUGAUAUUGGACAGAUCGAAGGAGGAUUCAUGCAAGGCUACGGGCUGUUCGCUUUGGAGGAGAUGGUCUACUCGCCCCAGGGACAGGUUUACUCCCGUGGCCCGGGGAUGUACAAGUUGCCCGGAUUUGCCGACAUUCCUGGAGAGUUUAACGUGUCUCUGUUAACCGGCGCACCGAAUCCACGAGCGGUAUACUCCUCAAAGGCAGUCGGCGAACCACCACUCUUCCUGGCGUCAUCUAUUUUCUUCGCUAUUCGGGAUGCAAUAGCGGCUGCCAGGAAGGAGGAGAAAUUGAGCGAAGAAUUUUCUCUCAUCAGUCCUGCCACUUCCGCCCGCAUUCGUAUGGCUUGUCAGGAUAAGAUCACUGAAUACUUCCGCGAUCAGGCCAAUGAAACCAAGCAUGUUAUUCCCUGGAACGUAAUGCCUUGAUCUGACAUUAAAGGCUUCGGUUUAUGAUCAAAUGGUCCAUAAUGUUUUACUGUAGAUUUAGAGUGUGUAAACGUUUCAAGUUUUCCAAACAUUUAAUUUUUCCAGUUAUUUGUUAUGUUUGCUUCGUUUCGCCCAAAAUCGGAAUUUACACAGGCGAGAUUUUGUUUUCGGUUCUGAUUUUGUUUGUUUUUGUUUUAAGAAGUUUAGAAAUCAACAAAAAGCAUUUUAUACGAUUAAUAUAGUAAUAAAAAAUAUUGUAAAAUACA
Anopheles darlingi is the source of this 4807-nucleotide messenger RNA. RefSeq names its product xanthine dehydrogenase (gene ry). The coding region runs from base 462 to 4541 and encodes 1359 amino acids. The record is from RefSeq and is a predicted model, not a curated record. The transcript is spliced from 2 exons. Lineage: Eukaryota; Metazoa; Arthropoda; Insecta; Diptera; Culicidae. Gene Ontology annotation, molecular function: molybdopterin cofactor binding; 2 iron, 2 sulfur cluster binding; iron ion binding.